AUGGCCCAGCAACAGAUAACCAGCUCGCAGAAAGCCUUGAUGCUUGAGCUGAAAUCCUUGCAGGAGGAACCGGUGGAGGGCUUCUGUAUCACCCUGGUGGAUGAUUCCGACCUCUACAACUGGGAGGUGGCCAUCUUCGGUCCACCUAACACUCUCUAUGAAGGCGGCUACUUCAAGGCACAUAUUAAAUUUCCCAUUGACUACCCAUAUUCACCACCUACCUUCAGAUUCUUGACCAAAAUGUGGCACCCCAACAUUUAUAAGAAUGGAGAUGUAUGCAUUUCAAUUCUUCAUCCGCCUGUAGAUGAUCCACCAAGUGGAGAACUGCCCUCUGAAAGGUGGAAUCCCACUCAGAAUGUGAGGACUAUCCUGUUAAGUGUAAUCUCACUGCUUAAUGAGCCCAACACCUUUUCUCCAGCCAACGUGGAUGCUUCAGUGAUGUUCAGGAAAUGGAGGGACAGUAAAGGAAAAGACAAGGAGUACGCUGAGAUCAUCAGGAAACUGGUCUCGGCCACUAAGGCUGAAGCAGAAAAGGAUGGAGUGAAGGUCCCCACAACCCUGGCAGAAUACUGCAUCAAAACUAAAGUGCCUUCCAAUGACAACAGCUCAGAUCUGCUGUAUGACGACUUGUAUGACUACGACAUUGAUGAUGAAGAUGAGGAGGAAGAGGACGCCGACUGUUAUGAUGAUGAUAAUUCUGGGAACGAGGAGCGUGACAUGUUCCUUCAGUGCCCCUGUACUGGCCUGACGUCUCAGGCCAAAGGGAGGGGAGCAAGUGGGGAUCUAUGGUGGCCCCUCAGCAAAAACUUACUCAUGGGGUGGGGAAACACACAGCUCCUGCUGAAUCCCCGCGGAUCUCAGUUUGCUCCUUUUUAUGGACCUUUACUGGAGAGAAAGUACCCUCCACAGAAUGUCUGAAUUCUUGCAUUCUUUACCCUUCCAUCACUGUAUUGAUUCUUUUUAAAGGAAAAAAAAAGCCACCACCCUUCAAACUCCCACCUCACUUCAUCUCUGCAGAAUGUUCACAGCAAAACACGUUUGCCUGUUUUUAGAUUCUUGAAGAAUUAGUCUGUUUAAGACAUUAUGUGUUUAAAGCUGGGAACUCACUGGGAGUCCACAAAUGCUCCAUAUAUUGGGUAGCAAAAGAAAAUGGGGGAAAAAAACCCAC
Microtus oregoni (creeping vole) is the source of this 1168-nucleotide messenger RNA. Its product is annotated as ubiquitin-conjugating enzyme E2 R2-like. NCBI's taxonomy places the organism in Eukaryota, Metazoa, Chordata, Mammalia, Rodentia, Cricetidae. The record is from RefSeq and is a predicted model, not a curated record. Gene Ontology annotation, molecular function: ubiquitin conjugating enzyme activity. The coding region runs from base 1 to 918 and encodes 305 amino acids. Gene Ontology annotation, biological process: ubiquitin-dependent protein catabolic process; protein polyubiquitination. The transcript has a single exon.